This is a messenger RNA of Polyodon spathula (Mississippi paddlefish), 1229 nucleotides long. RefSeq names its product complement C1q-like protein 2. The transcript has 2 exons. The record is from RefSeq and is a predicted model, not a curated record. Bases 206 to 970 code for a protein of 254 amino acids. Gene Ontology annotation, molecular function: protein binding. Lineage: Eukaryota; Metazoa; Chordata; Actinopteri; Acipenseriformes; Polyodontidae.
CAUAAGGAAGAUCAAGCUUAGGGUUAAAAUACAUUUGUUUUUAUUGGAAGAACAGAGUUGCUCUGUUUCAUCCACUCUUUCUGUUGGAAAUUUGAGACCCUCGCAACCUUUCACCAUUACUUCCCAAAGCAAGACGGAUUUUCUAGCGCUUGCUUCUCGAAUUUGCCAGAGGAAGCGACUCGUUGCUGCUGUGGUUGGUAUCGUCAUGGUGUUGGUUCUUAUUAUAGCUAUACCGCUACUGGUCCAGAGUUCCAAGACCUCGGCUCACUACGAGAUGAUGGGAACUUGCAGGAUGAUCUGUGAUCCUUACAGUACUAAGCCCAGCAGUGCAGCAGAGGAAGUCAUGCAAGAUCUGAGUGCUAUUCCUCCCCCACCGCCUUUUGUUCAGGAGACUAGUAAAGGGGAACCUGGGCGCCCUGGAAAACCGGGGCCCCGGGGUCCACCUGGGGAACCUGGCCCGCCAGGUCCAAAAGGACCUCCCGGAGAAAAGGGGGACUCUGGAAAACCUGGGUUCCCAGGAACACUGGGUACAGGAGGCACUGAGUCAAGUGCCCUUAGUACAUCAGUAAGUGGCACCAAGAUAGCUUUUUAUGUGGGUCUGAAGAGUCCUCACGAAGGAUACGAAGUUCUUAAGUUUGAUGAUGUUGUAACUAACCUGGGAAACCAGUACGACCCAACUACGGGCAAGUUUACCUGCCACGUAUCUGGGAUCUAUUUCUUUACCUACCAUGUGCUGAUGAGAGGGGGCGAUGGAACCAGUAUGUGGGCAGACCUUUGUAAAAACGGACAGGUCCGCGCCAGUGCUAUUGCACAGGACGCCGAUCAGAACUACGACUAUGCCAGCAACAGCGCAGUCCUUCACCUAGACACUGGGGAUGAGAUAUAUGUCAAACUGGACGGAGGGAAAGCGCAUGGAGGAAACAGUAAUAAGUACAGCACUUUCUCUGGCUUCAUUUUAUAUCCCGAUUAAAUAAGCGAAGAUUGAGCACUUGUAACGUCUCCUCUUUAAUAUCUGUCUCUACGGGUCGUUUAUGCUUUUAUGCUUAAUUUCAUGCAUUUUUGUGGAAAACUGCAAAGGUGUCAAUUUCUUCCUGUUCCAGCACAUAGCCAGUAAUAACGACGUAGCUCUUGAGAUCAUGUGUUUGAAUGUGACCAUAUUUUGCUUGACAGUCUGUGGUGUAUUUAUUUAAAAAAAAAACAACAAAACAAAAACAAAAAAACAAAAAACA